CGGGCGCGGGGCCCGAGCGGAGGCGGAAGCGCAGCCACGGCUCUUCCGGCGCGCGGCGAUGGCGGCGGAGGUGCUGGGCAGGGCGGCGGGGCUCGGCCUCGAGGAUCUUUAUGUCUCCGAUCGGGAAGGCAGUGACUCCACUGGCGAUGGGACGCAGAAGAAACCCUUCAAGACUGUUCUGAAGGCUUUGAUGACUGCGGGAAAGGAACCAUUUCCUACCAUUUACGUGGACUCACAAAAGGAAAAUGAGAGAUGGGCCAUUAUUUCCAAGUCGCAGAUGAAGAAUGUCAAGAAGCUGUGGCACCGGGAGCAAAUGAAGAAUGAAGCGAAGGAGAAGAAGGAGGCAGAAGAUCUCUUGAGAAGAGAAAAGAACCUGGAGGAAGCCAAGAAGAUUGUCAUCAAGAAUGAUCCCAGCCUUGCGGAGCCAAAAUGCGUGAAGAUCGAAGCCCUGAAGGCUUACAGAGGCCAGCGCGUGAAGGUUUUUGGCUGGAUUCACAGACUGCGGAGGCAAGGAAAAAACUUGAUGUUCAUUGUUCUGAGAGAUGGCACAGGUUUUCUUCAGUGCGUCCUGUCAGAUGAACUGUGUCAGUGUUACAACGGACUGGUUCUCUCCACGGAGAGCAGCGUCGCGGUGUACGGAACACUCAACCUGGUUCCUGAAGGCAAGCAGGCUCCAGGAGGCCACGAGCUGAACUGCGAUUACUGGGAGCUCAUCGGCCUGGCUCCGGCAGGGGGGGCUGACAACCUCCUCAAUGAGGAUUCCGAGGUGGACGUGCAGCUCAAUAACCGGCACAUGAUGAUCCGAGGCGAGAACAUGUCCAAGAUCUUCAAGGUGCGCUCCACAGUGGUGCAGGCCUUCAGGGACCAUUUCUUUGCCAAUGGAUACUAUGAAGUCAUGCCACCGACCCUGGUCCAGACGCAGGUGGAAGGUGGCUCCACCCUGUUCAAGCUGGAUUACUUUGGAGAAGAGGCCUACUUGACGCAGUCGUCCCAGCUCUACCUAGAGACCUGCAUUCCGGCGCUGGGAGAUGUGUUCUGCAUCGCACAGUCGUACAGAGCUGAGCAAUCCAGGACCCGCAGGCACCUGGCAGAAUACACCCACAUCGAAGCCGAAUGUCCCUUUAUAAGCUUUGAGGAUUUAUUGAAUCGUCUGGAGAACUUGGUGUGCGAUGUAGUGAACAGAGUCUUGAAAUCGCCUGCCUCAAGCUUACUGUACGACCUGAACCCGGGCUUCAAGCCGCCCAAGCGCCCCUUCCGCCGGAUGAACUAUGCAGAGGCCAUUGAGUGGCUGAAGGAACAUGAUGUGAAGAAGGAGGAUGGCACAUACUAUGAGUUUGGGGAGGAUAUUCCAGAAGCUCCCGAGAGGCUGAUGACGGACACCAUCAACGAGCCCAUCUUGUUGUGCCGAUUCCCUGCCGAGAUAAAGUCUUUCUACAUGCAACGCUGCCACGACGAUUCCCGGCUUACGGAAUCUGUGGAUGUGCUGAUGCCCAACGUCGGUGAAAUCGUCGGAGGCUCCAUGCGUAUCUGGGACAGCGAGGAGCUGCUCGAAGGCUACAAGAGAGAGGGCAUCGAUCCCACGCCGUACUACUGGUACACGGAUCAGAGAAAAUACGGCACGUGCCCCCAUGGCGGAUAUGGUUUGGGCUUGGAGCGGUUCCUAACCUGGAUUCUGAACAGACACCACAUCCGAGACGUCUGUCUCUACCCACGCUUCGUCCAGCGCUGUAAACCAUAGCCAUCCUGGUGAUCACCUCCUCGGAAUCUGAGCCACCAACACUUGGGAAGGAACGAAACACUGCUUUACUACAGCCCCUCGGAGAACAAGACUUACUGUAACGCAAAUACUGAUUUAGUGUGUGCAAAGGGAAAACGCAGCCCCCUUUUUAAGGGAAAACGCUAAUUAACUGGAAGAAGCCUUAGGAAAAAAGUGCUAGGUGCGUUUAUGCUCUCAAGCCAACGUAAAACAAAGAUCCUGAUUUAAAAUCCAGGAUACGCUUCUGCUUUUCAUUGCUGGGACUUAAAAUAUGCUGGGCAUCCAAUUGGUUUAAUUGGCUUUAAUUUUAAUCAGUUUUUUCCUCUGGUUUUGUUUUGGGAAAUGAUGAGUGAGAAUCAUAAAAUCAUGGAAUGGGUUGGGUUGGAAGGGACCUCAAAGCCCAUCUAGUUCCAUGGGCAGGGACACCUCCCAAUGGACCAGGGGGCUCCAAGUCUGUCCAGCCUGGCCUUGGACACCUCCAUGGGCAGCCAUGGAUUUUAGGCUCUUUCGGUUCCCAAAUAAUGACCUCAGAGAAUGGGAUGAGGAGACAUCAUCUGAAUGGCUCAACAAAGGCCGAACCUGGUAAUGAUUGCACUAAGCACUGCGCUUUUGUAGCUCCUGCAGGGUUUAAUGACAGUUCCGUUGGUGUUUAUCCAGUAGCAAAGUACAUAAAAUGAGAAUUGAGCAUGGAUUCUGCUGCCAGAGAUGUGGGUGGUUUAGUUUUCCUGGAUUAUUUACUGGUUAGAAGUGGUGAGGUGGGCUUGGCCGCAGGGUCCUUGCACUGCAGCCGGGAGUGCAGCGCAGGGGCCGUGUUCCCGCAGUGCCGCCCGUUACCUCCUGGACACGGUGCUGCUUCUCCACAUUCCGCUCUCCCAUUUCAAACCAGAAAUGACUGAUUGGAGACCCAGUGACGCUGAUAACUUUGGAAUACGAUUGGAUGUCGGUAUUGCUGCUGUCUGUCCCCUCUGGAUGAACUGUAGUUCAAGCAGUGCUUUCCCCGUUCCCUGUUUAGCUGGCUCGGUGUUCUCUUGUGCUGCUGCUGAGCAGACGCGCUGGCUGUAAUCAAGUUUUCAGACAGGAUUAAUUAACUAUUUAAUGUGUUGAGCCAUCGGUAUGCAUUUUAGUCAUAAACACAGCAAUUUCUUUCACUAGAGGGAAACAAAACUGGUAGGCGCCUCAUUUGCUGCCCACACUGCAAUUUGAUUUGGCCUCCAUGGAACGAUUGUGCGAUCUCCAUGUUUUCGUAGAAUGACUGGUUUCCUUCUCCCUGCAUGUUCCGUGUAUGAACUGGUUCCAGUCACAACCAAUAAAUUAUGAUAACAUCAGCAAGAUUACUGUU
Messenger RNA from Cuculus canorus (common cuckoo), 3095 nucleotides. It is a transcript of the gene NARS1, whose product is annotated as asparaginyl-tRNA synthetase 1. Gene Ontology annotation, molecular function: nucleic acid binding; asparagine-tRNA ligase activity; ATP binding. Bases 59 to 1738 code for a protein of 559 amino acids. Lineage: Eukaryota; Metazoa; Chordata; Aves; Cuculiformes; Cuculidae. The transcript has 15 exons. The record is from RefSeq and is a predicted model, not a curated record. Gene Ontology annotation, biological process: asparaginyl-tRNA aminoacylation. Gene Ontology annotation, cellular component: cytoplasm.